AUGGUGCAAGAAGAUAUGGCGCAGGACGAUCCGCUGCAGGCGGUGGUCCUUUGCGAUGUGUUCAACCAGCGGUUCUCUCCCUUCACACUUGACCGCCCACGAUGCCUGAUGCCCGUGUGCAAUGUGCCGCUGAUCGAGUGGACGCUGGAAGCCCUCGCUACGGCCGGGGUGCAUGAAGUCUUUUUCCUCGCGACCUGGCACAUCCCGCAGAUCCGCGCGUACCUCGAAGCGCACCAUCCUAUGCUCUUCCGCCCCACCAGCAGCAAAAAUACACCGAGCAAUACCACGUCGUUGACGCGCAUUACGUUGAUACCUGUCCCAGAAGCACGCUCGGUGGGUGAUACAAUGCGUGAGCUGGACGCACACCAGGUGAUCAAGUCGGACUUUGUUUUGAUGCAUGGUGACUCCGUCGGCAACCUGGACAUUGCCUCCGUUGUACAAGCACACAAGGAGCGUCGUCGUGCUGAUCGCAAUGCCAUUAUGACCAUUUGCACAAUGUCAGCGCCACAGACCAGUCGGGCCCGCCGCCUGGGCGACUUGUCUGUGUUUUCACUCGAGCCCAAAACAUCACAACUCCUGCACUAUGCCGCGGUACCGGCUGUUCCUCGCGUGCCGCUACUGAAGCUGCCGCUGGAGCUAUUUGAGCAGUCCCAUACGGAAGUCGAUGUACGCAAUGAUUUGGUGGAUUGUGGUGUGGACAUUUGUGCCAUCGAUGUGCCGCCGCUCUUUACGGAAAACUUCGACUACCAAUCACUGCGCCGUGAGUUUGUGCAGGGUAUCCUUACCUCUGACCUGCUCGAAGCCAAGAUCUUUGUGCAUAUUGCGCCGCCAGCCAACCCUACGUCCAUUGCUUCUGGCGAACCUUUUUCUGCCGUAUCGGGAGGCUUGCUAGGUGUGCCUACCUACGGUGCCGGGUAUAUGCUACGUGUCUCGGACCCAGCACGGUAUGAUGCUGUCUCGCGCGAUAUCAUGUGUGGCUGGACGUUUCCGUACGCACCGCGUUUCGGAAUGCCCAACGGCGAUACGUACACGUCGUCUCCGGGCAUGCGCUUUGUCGGCGAAGGUGCAGUGAUCGAUAAUGGUGCACACCUUGGCCGUCGAACGUUGCUGGGCGCCCACUCUCAAUUGGCCGAUUGCGCGAACGUGCACGAGUCGGUGCUCGGUGCGCGCGUUCAUAUAGGAACUCAUUCUACGGUGCAUCACUCGCAUCUAUGGGAUGAUGUGACGGUGGGACAUGGAUGUACGAUCAACGGGUGCAUCUUGGGACAGGGUGUGCAAAUCCUCGACCAUGUCCACUUGGCUCAUGGCACGGUGGUGGGCGAUGGCUGUGUGAUUGGGCCCAACGUCCGUCUGCCGGCCUUCUCGCGUGUAUCAAUGCAUGCAUACCGCGGUGCGGAAGACGACUCCGACGAGGAGGAUGAAGCGGAGGAUGCAGAUACCGCCCUGGGCACGGCGUCUCGUGGCUGUCUCUGGGCAUCGAUGGCGGGUCUGCGUGCCUCGUCAGACGACGACGAUUCAGACGACGAUAUGGACGCCUUGGAACGGCCAUGCAAUGCCAAGCUCUUUGCCAUCGGUGCAGAUACCAGUGUCGUGGAAUUGGACGACGCAGAGUCGGAUCUGUCGUCGAUCGAUGCGGACUCCGAGCCCGAUAUGAUGGGCAGCGAGUUUGGCGACUCUGAUGUGGACUCGGACGACGACUCGCCCCUGUCGACAACCUAUGGCAGCUUGUCUCUUACGUUGCCCGCUGGCGUAGAGUCACAGACGUACAGCGAGCGCAUGGAAUCUGAAGAGCGAUUGCGCGAGUUCCGUGCCGAGGCACAGGCAUCACUAGAGCGUGCGUUUGAAGAGUACCAUGCCCCAGAAAAUGCAGCGAUUGAGUUGAAGACCUUGCGUAUGGCCAGCAAUGUGCCUAAUGGCGAAGUACGGAAAAUCGUCGUCGAGUUCGUCCUGGGUCGAUGCUCGGUGGAUCAUGCCAAAGAUACGUCGGACCUCCUUGACCAUUGGGGCCCUCUCAUGCGUGAAGUGGCUCACGACGAUGAGGUGGAGGCACUUGCGGCGAUGCAGACGUAUUGUGCGCUGCAUGUGUCGCAUACGCGUCUGUUCCUCCCACUGCUGAAGAAGGUGUACAAUGAUGAAAUCGUGAGUGAUGAAGCGAUUCUCGCGUGGUGGAAGCACCCGUCCAGUCGGCGCCUCUUGUACGGCGAGGACAACAAGCAGGCAUUGUCAAUUGUGAUGGAGCUGCGGAAACGUGCUGAGCCUGUCGUUCGUCAUAUUCUGGAAGACAGCGAUGAGGAGGACGAGUCCGAUGAAGAGGAUGAGUAG
This is a messenger RNA of Malassezia pachydermatis, 2322 nucleotides long. Its product is annotated as nucleotide-diphospho-sugar transferase. Gene Ontology annotation, cellular component: eukaryotic translation initiation factor 2B complex. NCBI's taxonomy places the organism in Eukaryota, Fungi, Basidiomycota, Malasseziomycetes, Malasseziales, Malasseziaceae. The transcript has a single exon. Gene Ontology annotation, molecular function: translation initiation factor activity; guanyl-nucleotide exchange factor activity; translation initiation factor binding. The record is from RefSeq and is a predicted model, not a curated record. Bases 1 to 2322 code for a protein of 773 amino acids.